AUCCCCCCCCCCCCCCCCCCCCUCUUCAGUUGAUAAAGCCACCUCCUCCACUACUCACUUACCAUUAAUUACACCUUUCCGCAUAGGGGAAAUGUCUUAUUUCACAUCUUCAAAUGGCUCCUGCUCCUCUUGGACAGCCAAACAAAAUAAGCUAUUCGAGAAGGCCCUGGCUGUAUACGACAAAGACACCCCAGACCGCUGGCAAAAUGUGGCCAAGGCCGUGGGUGGCAAGUCUCCUGAAGAAGUUAAGAGGCACUAUGAUCGUCUCGUGGAAGAUCUCGUGUACAUAGAAUCCGGCCAAGCCCCUCUGCCGAAUUACAAGCCCUCUGGCAGCAAUGGUAGAGGACUUGUUGAAGAGCAAAGGCUUGCGAGGAACUUAAAGCUGCAAUGAAGUGAAGCACCAUAGAGUCCAGAUCUGUAGAAACAACAUGCAUGCAAGACAAGUAUUAAAAAAAAAAAGUGAAUCUAGUUGCUGGCUUGGUUCUGUCUAGCGUUAAUUACUGUAGUAAUAAUGAACGCAACAUGAACAAGCCAUGUGCGAUUCAAACUUUUUAAGCUGGUGUGUGUGAUGUAUCUAUUCUAAUGGUGUUUUCCACUGUUAAUUAUAUAAAAAAAUCGUGUGUUCUAUAUA
Messenger RNA from Populus nigra (black poplar), 631 nucleotides. RefSeq names its product protein RADIALIS-like 3. The record is from RefSeq and is a predicted model, not a curated record. Bases 92 to 391 code for a protein of 99 amino acids. Lineage: Eukaryota; Viridiplantae; Streptophyta; Magnoliopsida; Malpighiales; Salicaceae. The transcript is spliced from 2 exons. Gene Ontology annotation, molecular function: DNA-binding transcription factor activity.